AUGGCAGAGUCAGAUAAUGAUGGCUCUGCCGUCACGCGGAUAUAUGUGUCCGGCCUGCCUCCGUCGAUGACCACGGAACAACUGCGGUCUCAUUUUGCAGAGAAGUACCCGGUCACUGAUGCACAUGUGGUAUCUGAUCGCCGCUUUGGUUUCGUGGGGUUUGUUACGCACGAACAUGCUAAGAGCGCCGUCAAUUACUUCAACAAAUCCUUUAUCCGAAUGUCUAAGAUAUCUGUCACUUUGGCCAACCCAGUUGAGAUCAAACGCAAUUCUUCAGGCCAGGCAGCACCUGUCUCCCAACGAUCCAUCCGCCAUAUGGAGAUGAGAUACCAAGAUCGAGAUUUGCCCUCGAAAAAGAGAAAGCGUGACCUACACGAUGAUGGCGAGCCGGUCGAGCCAGUCUUACAACCUACAACAGAGAAAGAUGCCCUGCCCGCCAACCCAGGCCCAGAAGCAAAAGAUCAACUUCAACAGGAGGACAAAACAUCAGGCGAAGUCCUGCAACUGGAAAGCACAGUGGAAGUCACUCCACAGAAUGCUCCAAAAUCAGACGCAGACUGGCUUCGUGGCAAAACUAGUAGAUUGUUGGACCUGGUUGAAGGGGAUGCAACCCAUGCGCCAGCAGCUUCGGAUGGUGCUCCUGCUGCUGAGAAAGUACCCGAACCUGAUGAUUUUGCGCGGGGAAGUGAGGACAAUGCGGAUGCAGAGGCUGAAGCUCGGCCAGAAAGCACUUCCACAGUCUCUGUACCGAAUGCUCGGUUGUUCAUCCGAAACUUACCGUUCGAUGCAAGGGAGAACGACCUCAGAACAAAAUUCACGCCGUAUGGGAGAAUUUCCGAGGUCCGUUUGGUCACAGACACUCGGAAGCUUACAGGAAAGGGUCUUGGAUAUGUCCAAUUUGUGGAGCCCGAGGAUGCCGAGAAGGCCCUUGUCGACCUCGACGGCAAAGACUUCCAGGGCCGCCUUAUGCAUAUCCUCCCGGCGUCUGAUAAGAAGUUGCAAAAACUUACCGAGUUUGAGCUGUCGAAAUUGCCUUUGAAAAAGCAGAAAGCCAUCAAACGCAAAAACCAGGCUACAUCCUCAAGUUUCAGCUGGAAUUCUCUGUACAUGAACCCUGAUGCCGUGCUUGCCUCUGUAGCCGAUCGGCUGGGAGUCUCAAAGUCAGACUUGCUCGACCCUGCCUCGGCGGACGCGGCAGUCAAGCAGGCUCACGCAGAAACCAGUGUGAUCAACGAGACAAAAGAGUACCUGAAAUCUAAUGGGGUGAAUAUCGACGCAUUCAAGAACCGGUCUCGCGACGAUAGAACGAUUCUGUUGAAGAACUUCUCCUUUGGAACGACUUCAGAGGAGCUAUCACAGAUGCUGAGUCAGUAUGGUGUUGUUGAACGCCUGGUUUUCCCGACCACGGGUACUAUGGCUGUGGCGCAGUAUCAAGAACCUGCCGCUGCGAACUUGGCAUUGAAACAACUUGCAUAUCGCAAUCUGAGGGGAUCUGUCCUAUACCUCGAGAAAGCGCCGGAUGGCCUAUGGGGAUCGAAAGCUCCUGCAACUGUGAAUUCCGGGGCAGAAACUUCGCAGCCGCAAGGGGAGGUAACAGACCAACCCCUGGGUAGCACUUUCUCGGUUUUUGUCCGCAACCUCAACUUUUCUACAACAACUGCCAGACUCAGUGAAGCAUUCAAGCCAUUGUCAGGAUUUUUAUCUGCCAGGGUGAAAACCAAAACCGAUGCCAAACGGCCUGCUGAAAUCCUGAGCAUGGGAUUUGGCUUCGUCGAGUUCCGCACCAAGGCUCAAGCAGAAGCCGCGAUCGUGACUAUGAAUGGAAGGCGACUGGAUGGCCAUCAACUGCUUGUGCAAUUCUCGCAAAAGGCGAACGACCUGGGAGAAGAACGACGCAAAGAAGAUAGCUCCAAGAAGCUCAACGCCAACAAGACCAAGAUCAUCAUCAAAAAUUUACCGUUCGAGGCGACGAAGAAAGAUAUUCGCGCCCUUUUCGGUGCCUAUGGACAGCUACGUACCGUACGCUUGCCAAGAAAGUUCGACAACAGUGCUCGAGGCUUUGCUUUUGCGGAGUUUGUCACGGCAAAGGAGGCCGAGAACGCCUUGGAAGCCCUUUCCAACACGCACUUACUCGGUCGCAGGCUUGUGCUCGACUUUGCGGAAGGCGAAGCGGUGGAUCCUGAAGCUGAGAUUGAAGCCAUGGAGAAGAAGAUCCAGCAUCAUCAGGACACAUUAACACACCACAGAAUGACAGGAUCUGUCCGAAAGAAAUUUAACAUCGGCACAGGAGACGAUCUCGAGCAUUUGUGA
Capronia epimyces CBS 606.96 is the source of this 2310-nucleotide messenger RNA. RefSeq lists its product as uncharacterized. The record is from RefSeq and is a predicted model, not a curated record. Gene Ontology annotation, molecular function: RNA binding. The transcript is spliced from 2 exons. Bases 1 to 2310 code for a protein of 769 amino acids. NCBI's taxonomy places the organism in Eukaryota, Fungi, Ascomycota, Eurotiomycetes, Chaetothyriales, Herpotrichiellaceae.